Messenger RNA from Nematostella vectensis (starlet sea anemone), 4475 nucleotides. RefSeq lists its product as uncharacterized. The transcript has 15 exons. Lineage: Eukaryota; Metazoa; Cnidaria; Anthozoa; Actiniaria; Edwardsiidae. Gene Ontology annotation, molecular function: RNA polymerase II cis-regulatory region sequence-specific DNA binding; DNA-binding transcription factor activity, RNA polymerase II-specific. Gene Ontology annotation, biological process: regulation of transcription by RNA polymerase II. The record is from RefSeq and is a predicted model, not a curated record. Bases 638 to 2791 code for a protein of 717 amino acids. Gene Ontology annotation, cellular component: nucleus.
CCCUUUGUCGUUGAUUGGCGCAGGCUACGGUGUUUGAUUGUUUGGAGUAAUGCUCUCUAGCGGUCAAAUUGCAUAUCUUAUAGACCUGGUCACUUCCAGCAUUACUCGUGAACGCAGAAAAUGACUGGAAAUCUCCGAAUUGAGUUGUCAAGCGCUACAACUAGUCUGCUAGUUGUUUUCAUGUUUAGAGAAAUGAGCGCAGUCCGUUUGAAGGAGUGGCCUUUGUUUGCAGCCUGUGUUUAUUUUUGUUUUUAUUUACAGGUGCCAAUAACGUGACGUCACAGGACAAAGUGAGGCUUUCUCGUAUUGUUUGGGCUGAAGGGAAGGGGCAUCAACAACAGCGGGCCAAAUUGUUUAGCUUCGUGGAAGCGCUGUCCUUAGGUCUUUCGCCGCAGAAUUUCCACACUUUCGUUUUAUUUCGAAUCGUUGUCUUAGUAUAGAUGAUUUAAAUCUUGAUUCGAGGACAAGUUGUCAGCAAAGCAUCAGAGGAUGGCCCUUUCAUUCAUUCGUCGACGCUCGCAACAUUUUAUAAGAUUCAGGGCUUUUUAGAUUGCAGUGUAGAGUGGGUUUCUUAGACGUGUGGUUUAAAGCUACGAGGGAGACGAGUUGGUAUAUAAAGUAAAGUCUAUUGAGGAAAAUGUCAUCUGCAAACAAAGAACAGAAUGGUGAAACCCCUGUUAUUCCGACAGCUUCCAGGGCCAAGAAUAAUAACAUAAGUAUGACUACCGCAACAGUAGCCAAGAGUCCAAACAAACAAAGUGACAGUCACAUAAAAUCUCACAGUGGCUCAAGUAGUCCAGGGAAAAUCUGCCAAGCCCAUACAAAUGGCCACAAAGGGGGCACAAGUAAGAGUCCCUGCUGCUGUUCCCAUGAAAACCAUCUUCCUGGAAUCGUCUAUCAGCAUAUUCCAGGAACACCCAAUGGUGUUGCUAUUGAAACUUCAGCACCAGAUCACGGAACACAAGAGAGCAAGAGUAGCAAAUCCAAACACAGCUCUGGACACUUUUGUUCAACAUGUCCACCAGGGCCUCACACUCACCAUGUGUAUUCACCACCUAACUGUCACCCGCCAGCCACAUUUGUCGAGCAUGGCCACUGUAAUUGCCAACCUACUGCUUAUUUGGACAACCACUAUCACUAUGCCCACCACUCACAGUCAGCACAGCCUAGACCAGUUGCUGUUGUUGCACACCCUCCUCCUUUAUUACUAAGACCGCUUCAACCUCAACAUCUUCAGCAACAUCAGGCAAUCCUUGAGCAGGAGUUAAGGCCCUAUUAUGAUGGGAAGUGGAAAGGCCUGGCAGAUACACCUCUAACAGCUUUUGGAGGAAGACAGCCCCCUCCUGAUGGACAUGGGACUGUGGCUUCUGGUUAUGUUGCUGAAAGCCAGACAAUCCAUCAACACCACCCUCUCUUCCAUCACAAUGUCUGCCAGUGGCCAGGAUGUGAGGCGUACUGUGAAGGAUUUGCUCAGUUCUUACAUCAUCUGAACAAUGACCACGCCCUUGAUGAAAGGAGCACCGCACAGGCGCGGGUGCAGAUGCAAGUAGUAGGCCACCUUGAAUCCCAGCUGAACAAAGAAAGGGAACGACUCAAUGCAAUGAUGAGUCACUUACAUAUGCCAAAGGGCCAGCUCUCCCCACCAGGGCCACAGGAAGGCGAGAAGAUCCAGCAUGCACCUGUGCUUAACCAAACUCAUUCCCAGCCCCCAACUAGCUCCCACUCAUCCUCUCCCUUAAACACCAGCAAUGAUGGCCCUUCCGAGCCUGAGAGUGGUCUGAUUAGAGAGGUGCACGUUAGCAAGUCGUGUACAACGCCUCCACCAAAUAUCUCUGUACACGACCUAACGCCCACUUCAAGUGAGGUGACAACAAUGGCGAUCCUGAGCGGCCACAUGCCGACACAUCACAUUCACCACGAGGAGCUAAAGCCUUUGAUACAUCACAUGCCAGAGGAGACGAAAAUUCACAAGCGCUCAAGGACCUCUGACCCAGAUGGUAUAUCGCUGGAUAUACAAAGGUCUGCUGAUUUUUACCAAAAAGCUGACGUUCGACCUCCAUUCACGUAUGCAUCUCUUAUCAGACAGGCAAUUCUAGACUCUCCUGAUACCCAACUGACGCUGAAUGAAAUAUAUUCCUGGUUUACAAGGACGUUUGCUUAUUUUAGACGAAAUGCAGCAACAUGGAAGAAUGCCGUACGGCACAACCUGUCCCUGCACAAGUGCUUCGUGCGUAAAGAGAACGUGAAAGGCGCCGUGUGGAUGGUGGAUGAAGAAGAGUUCAUGAAGAGGAGGCCGCAGUCGAAAGUCACCCACAGCUCAGCAAGUCUUAAUAAGCAAGAGCGAGAGCGCGCGGUUCAGCCAUCGUGCCUCGUGGGCCUCCCCACACAGGUCACCACUUUCGACGUCGGCUCACGUGACCCCAACCACGCGGGGUCGAAUGGCUCGGAGGAGGAGAUUCCGCAGGGCGCAGAGGCUGCUGGGAAGAGGGCUGCAGAUGAUGACGUGAGCGAUGAACCAGCCAAUAAGAAAAGACUAUUUGGUCAAGAGGAAACGGAGGGAGAGCCUGGUGGAAUCAGCAAACUUGUGGAAUUCUGUUCCAAGGGCAUCACCAGCCAACUCUCACAGUCAAACGUCCAAGUCAAACUUGAACCCCAAGAAGAAGAGCCCGAGAUGCAUGUGCACAGCGGUGGAGAGGGGUCGCCUCAUACUCACGUGGCCGUUGAGCCGGUGGUGCUAUACAAUGAGGAUUCCAUAGAGGCCGACUCUAUAGGGACUGAACAGGAGAGAUAAAAUGCAGCUAGUGCGUAGCAAGUCUCCAAAGUGCAGACUGGCCCGAAACACCAUAGAAUGCUAGUCACUUGACAUUGACGUCACACGAGGCUUUAUCACGUGAGGUAAACCAUGUGACGUUCUUACGUCGAUCAGGUGACCUUUGUGCCUUAAAGCCGUUGACGUGGGGGACUGGGGCGAGUGAUGCUUAUGCUAGCGGCCUAAAGAAUCCUAACUAACUUAAUAGUAUCGUUAUUGAAUGCAAAAGGUCGUAAACAGAGACAGGAUUAGAUACAGAAAAGGGAAUAAGAAACACAGGGAGAGCUAGGAAUCGUAUAGGGCAUACUGUUAAGCGCCCCCUUCCUGCCGUCUGGCUGGUAGUAUUGUAAGAUGAGCUACCGUAGUUACCUAAAUCGAGAGCACCGUUGUGAAGAUAAGAUAGGAUAAGGCAAAAUCUCAUACACAAAUGUAUUUUAUAUGGCCUUAUCAGAACCUUGGGGCUUAUUCUACAGGCAGAAUCUUAGAGUUUGUUUGCGUCGUUGAAUCUUUGGCCUGCCAAGUUGUAAUAGUCUCCCUCGCAGCUGUUCUGGACUCGUCGCUUGAGCUCCAGUAAGCACCGCUUGACUUGUCCAGAACCGCUGCGAGGGAGACUAACGUUUUACUUGCUUUACGAAAAAAGACUCCCUUUCGAGAGAGUAUAAAUAGUUUAUUAUAAAUGUAUAGUUUAUAGUAGUAUUGUUAUUUAACUUCCGUAUUGUUUAUAAUUGGCAACACUGUGCCAUACCUGGCGAAGAGUAAGGCGACUGUCAUACGUAUGAUGGCGGGCAAUAGGGCGUGCAAGGAUUUUGUCAAGUCGUUUCCACAGGAGAGCUGUGCAAUACGUUCCAUUCCUCUAUUUAAUUUAAUCCAUCCAUGUCUUCCAUAUCGUUAUAUAUGCGACAUACUCCCUUUAACCUUUCACAUGACUUAAUCCUUGCUUAGUAAAGGUGAUAAUAUCUUGAACCUUUUGAUCAGAGAGCGCGGAGAUCUUUCGCUUGUGAUGGGAGAGUGGGUCCAAGGAACCAUCUUCAUGCGUCAGAUAAACCAGGCCAAUAAGAUGUGAUUUUAAUCGGAAGGUACUCCCACUCAAAUCUAAAAAUAACGUUAUACUCUGAGUCAGCGAUCGUUUUAUUUUUGUCAGUGCCAUUGUCUGGCCUGUUGACCAGAAAUGUUUUUAACCUUUUUAUGGCUGCUCAAAGCAACAUAAUGUUACUUUAAAGACUAAACUAUGGAAAACCCGCUAUUUUCCCUAUAGCAUCAAGUGUUGAUUAAACAUCAUGGUUCAUAAAGGAGCAGGAGUAUUCUUUAGAAACUACUAAAAUCCUGCACGUAGUAUUUAAAGGUACAUCCUUGCAAUUACAGUAUCCCGGGAUCAACCAGAAUUUUUGCUGGUGGAAUAGGACACAUCGCCCCUUGCGUCGCUAGGCGCAGUAAAGAAUAGCGCUGGAUAACUUGGCAUAUUCCUGACACAGGUCCUUAGCCUUGGCUGAAAAUCAUGUUAUUCUGAAAAGUGAUUAUGAACUAAUUAUUAUGUAAAGCUAUUGUCUUAUCUUGUAUUAUUGAUAGGUCCGCAUAGAAAGACUAGAUAAAAGUUUUGAUUAGACAUGGAAGAAAAAAGAGUAUUUGAAAAUAGGGGAAAUGUUCAGAAUAAAUCUAUGAAAUUAAA